Messenger RNA from Momordica charantia (bitter melon), 2802 nucleotides. It is a transcript of the gene NAT12, whose product is annotated as nucleobase-ascorbate transporter 12. Gene Ontology annotation, molecular function: transmembrane transporter activity. The record is from RefSeq and is a predicted model, not a curated record. Gene Ontology annotation, cellular component: membrane. Lineage: Eukaryota; Viridiplantae; Streptophyta; Magnoliopsida; Cucurbitales; Cucurbitaceae. Gene Ontology annotation, biological process: transmembrane transport.
UUCGCUCUCUCCCACUCAUUCUCUCUCGCUCUGCACUCACUCACACACACUUCAUUCUCUCUAUCUAACCUCUGAGGAGUGAGAGAGAGCUCCAUUGAUUCUGCUCUGCAAGCUCUACACAGUGCCCUAGCCACUCCCGGAGCUCCGAUCUGCUCUGCAUUCAGCUAUGUCACUCUAAUUCCCUCUCACUUUCACUAAAUGUCUACCUCCGACCCCAAAACCCGUCUCCGUCCGGGCCCUUGGCCGCCCGCUCCGGAUUCUUCCUCAAUGCCGCCUGCUUCUUGGGCCAAGCGCACCGGCUUCCGCCCCAAGUUCUCCGGCGAGACCAAUGCCACCGACUCCGGCCAGGUGGCUCUUCCUUCGAGGCCCAAGGCUACCCCCGAUGCCCACCCGGAUCUUGAAGCCGGACGCCUCCGGGGGAGCUCUGCUGCCAAUGGGGAGCCCGAGAAAGAGAAGGAGAAGGAUCAGACGGUGAAGAGGAGGAGGGAUUCUGAUGGGUUGCCCAAGGGUUCUGGACAGGGACAGAAUGGACAAGCUUUGCCUCCUCCUCCCGACGCGGCGCCGGCGCAACAACAACCCAGACGGCCGCCCAGAAAUGAGGAUGUGGUUGAUGUUCUGCCGCAGACUGGUGGUGAUGAUGAUGGAUUUGUGGCUAGACACUCGCACAUGAAGUACGAGCUUAGAGAUACACCUGGUCUUGUCCCGAUUGGUCUAUAUGGGUUCCAGCAUUAUAUUUCGAUGUUGGGUUCGUUGGUUCUUAUUCCGCUUGUUAUAGUUCCUGCCAUGGGUGGCACUUACGAAGAUACUUCAAAUGUCGUAUCGACAGUGCUCUUCGUGUCCGGCAUAACCACCCUUUUGCAUACGUCGUUCGGCUCAAGAUUACCGUUGAUACAGGGUCCAUCGUUUGUUUUCCUGGCUCCAGCAUUGGCAAUUAUCAAUUCCCCAGAGUUUCAAGGACUUAACGGGAACAAUUUUAAGCAUAUAAUGAAGGAGUUACAAGGUGCAAUUAUCAUAGCUUCAGCUUUUCAAGCAAUACUUGGAUAUAGCGGAUUGAUGUCGGUAAUUUUGAGGUUGAUCCAUCCUGUAGUUGUGGCCCCAACUAUUGCUGCUGUUGGACUUUCCUUUUAUAGUUAUGGUUUUCCACUAGUUGGUGCCUGUCUUGAGAUUGGCGUCGUGCAGAUACUGUUGGUUAUUAUAUUUUCUCUUUAUCUCCGGAAGAUAUCUAUUCUUGGCCAUCGGAUAUUUUUAAUUUACGCUGUUCCACUGGGAAUUGUUAUCACAUGGGCGUUGGCUUUUUUGCUGACUGAAGCUGGAGUUUAUAGUUAUAAAGGUUGUGAUACAAAUGUGCCUGCCUCAAAUAUAAUAUCUGACCACUGCAGAAAGCAUGUUUCAAGGAUGAAGCAUUGUAGAGUUGAUACUUCUCAUGCACUAAACUCUUCACCAUGGUUUAGGUUUCCAUAUCCAUUACAGUGGGGUACUCCCGUCUUCCACUGGAAAACAGCGAUUGUUAUGUGUGUUGUGUCUGUUAUCUCAUCUGUGGAUUCGGUUGGUUCGUAUCAUGCAGCUUCAUUGUUGGUGGCUUCCAGACCCCCAUCACCUGGUAUUCUUAGUCGAGGAAUUGGCCUGGAAGGUCUUUCUAGCAUUUUGGCUGGUCUAUGGGGUACAGGAACUGGGUCUACAACGCUUACUGAAAAUGUUCAUACUAUUGCUGUAACAAAAAUGGGAAGCCGCAGAGCAGUUGAAUUGGGAGCAUGCAUUCUGAUAGUGUUAUCUCUUGUAGGUAAAGUUGGGGGCCUUAUUGCUUCCAUUCCUGACGUCAUGGUUGCUGCUCUUCUUUGCUUCAUGUGGGCAAUGCUAACAGCACUAGGCUUGUCAAAUCUUCGAUAUAGUGAAGCAGGAAGCUCUAGGAAUAUCAUAAUUGUUGGAUUAUCUUUAUUUUUCUCACUCUCGAUACCAGCCUACUUUCAACAGUACGGUAUCUCCCCAGGCUCCAACUUGUCUGUUCCAAGUUAUUUUCAGCCAUAUAUUGUGGCUUCCCAUGGACCUUUCAACAGUAAAUCUGGAGGGCUGAAUUAUGUUCUCAACACAUUAUUCUCAUUACACAUGGUGAUCGCAUUCUUGGUUGCCAUAAUCCUCGAUAACACAGUGCCCGGCAGUCGACAGGAACGUGGUGUAUAUGUGUGGUCUGAUCCCGAGACUGCAAGGAGGGAGCCUGCUGUUACCAAAGACUACGAGCUGCCAUUCAGAGUCGGUCGACUUUUCAGAUGGGUGAAAUGGGUUGGAUUCUAAAAGAUCAGAUAUUCGAAAUUUGUAUCAGCAAAUUAUUGUUACAUAUCGGUUGCCAUGCGCAUAGCAACACAAUGGUGGUGGUGUGGUUCUGCAAUCUGAUUCCGAAUGUAAGUCCCCUACUGGCCUCUUCACAUAGUCUAUAGUUGUGUUCGGGGUUCACGGGGUGUAUUUUGUUACACGAAACACAUUAGCGGAAUAGGCCUGUUUAAUAGGAGAUACCUGUGUACAUUUUUUGAGGAUCCAGAGUGAUCUGGCUGUGUUGUAAUUUAGAUUAUAAAAUGAUGUAUGUACUAGUUCUGAGUCACUGAAAAAUUGUCCACAGACUAGACUGGAUUUUCAUGCCAUUUUGUGCAAGUUUUGGGAGUCCAUCCAGGUCAGGUCAUGUAUAUUUUCUCUUCUUCCCAUUUAUUUAAUUAGCUUUCUUUCUUUCUUUCUUUCUUUAGGGAUUUCCAGUUUCAGUUCCCUAUUAUUUGUCAAAACUAAAUAUUAUGGUUGACCAGGACUUCAAUCUUA